Chanos chanos (milkfish) is the source of this 876-nucleotide messenger RNA. It is a transcript of the gene lrrc38b, whose product is annotated as leucine rich repeat containing 38b. Gene Ontology annotation, cellular component: voltage-gated potassium channel complex. Gene Ontology annotation, molecular function: transmembrane transporter binding; voltage-gated potassium channel activity; potassium channel activator activity. The coding region runs from base 1 to 876 and encodes 291 amino acids. The record is from RefSeq and is a predicted model, not a curated record. The transcript has 2 exons. Lineage: Eukaryota; Metazoa; Chordata; Actinopteri; Gonorynchiformes; Chanidae.
AUGUUGCCAUGUGUCUGCUGGCUCCAGCGUCUUCUUGCCUUGCUCUCUGCUGUUUUACUGACUCGAGGGGAAAACUGUCCAGCUAGUUGUCUGUGCCCGGACCCUCACACUGUGGACUGCAGCGGCCGGGGGUUGACCCGCCUGCCGGACUCCAUUCCCUUGGACGUGAGGAGGCUCUUGCUGUCUGACAAUUGGAUACCCCGUAUCCCCUCUGACUUCCUAGUGCUCUACAGUGACCUGGUGUACCUAGACCUGAGGAACAACUCACUGUCACACAUUGAACCUGGCACCCUGAGCACCUCCUCCAGGUUGGUCUUCCUGGACUUGGGUAGUAACAAUCUGACUGAAAUUCCCAAAGGGACAUUUGGAGAGUCGCGGAGCUUGAUCAAGUUGCGUUUGGGCAACAAUCCUUACUUGAGUAUGGUCAAUGAGGAUGCUUUCCUAGGCCUGACGUCUUUGCGUGAACUUGAACUGGAGCGCAAUGCGCUGUCUGGUCUACAGGUGGGAGCGCUAAGCCAGUUGCCCUCUUUGCGGGUAGUGAGGUUAGAGGGCAAUCCUUGGGUUUGUGACUGCAACUUUGCCAACCUGUUUGCGUGGCUGAUGGAAAACAGUCAUAAGCUUCCAAAUGGUGUGGAGGGCAUGGAGUGUUCCCUGCCCACAGAUGGCCGGCGUGUACCCCUAAGCCAGCUUUCCCAAGACAGUUUUCGGGAGUGCCAAAUCACCCUCACCCUUACUGACUUCCUUAUCAUCAUCUUCUCGGGCAUUUCUGUGUCUGUGGCUGCCAUAAUGGCCAGUUUCUUUUUGGCUUCCACUGUUCACUGCUUCCAGCGGUGGAGCAAAGGCAAUAAAGGAGAAGAGGAGGAGACUGAAGAGUGA